Messenger RNA from Pieris macdunnoughi, 3096 nucleotides. The record is from the annotation of a GenBank genome assembly. Lineage: Eukaryota; Metazoa; Arthropoda; Insecta; Lepidoptera; Pieridae.
AUGGCAGCCAGUGGCGGCAGUGAGCGGCGCCCUAGACGAGGGCCCGCACCCAUCGCUUCGUUUGAUCACGACGUGUCUGACGAGUCGAGUCCAGAAACAAAACAAACAUUCCGACUCCCUGAGAUCCGCGAGGAUGCCGGAGGCGGCCUCGCUCCGCCCGAGCAGCGUGCGCGCUCGCACUCGUCACCGGCCGUGGGACUGCAGGCGCCUGCCGCGCCGCGAAUUGACAUCUCUCGCGCCUCCAGCUCUAGUCACCACGACUCCCGCGACAGCUCACCCGAAUUGGCACUCUUCGUCGGUGCUGGCUCCGGCGAGGAGAGUCGUGCGAAGUUGGAGCUCGGUUUCCGGGAAGACGGAGCCCUCGAUUUGCGCUCUUCUACUGAGGAACUCGCUUUUCUAGAGAACAUACCCGUUAAUGGAGAAGCUCGAGCACCACUCACCGCCCCUUCGUCGCGGAGACAUUCUCGAAAAGAUAGUCAAGGUUCGGAGACUGCGCUGUUGGCGGUCUCAGGACGAACGAGCCGACUCUCUAGUGUUGGCUCUCAGUGCUCCGCCCAUUCGGCUGUGUCGGGAUUCAGUCAUACAAGUCGGGUUUCAAGACUGUCAGUUGUGUCUGGCAUGUCGCGUUCGCCGUCACCUCACAAGAUGUUACUAGAGACUUCGUUCUGUGGGCCAAAGCCGAUAGAAACGGAUCCUGAAAUUUGUGCAGCCGUAGUCGAAGAAAGACUGCUAGAAAUAGCUAAGUUAUCAAGCGAAGCGACAUUGUCGGCGCCUCCUGUAGAUGCGCGCGACCGAAGAGAAAUUCGGACAGAAGUUACACUGGAGAGCUCCAGCUUUCGAGCUACGACGUUGACUAAAGCAGUUUCUCAUGUCCCGUCGGCACCAGAACAAACCCAAAAAUCUGUAACAGUGCCUGUACCGUCAUUGGCUUCUACUACGGAGACGAUGACAGAAACAAUAUCUGCAGCAAUACAUCCCCUUAUCACGGUACCAGCUGAUGAAGAAAAGAGGUUAAAAGAGACGCGGAACCGUGCUCGCGUAGAAGAGCGUAAAGCGAGAUCCAAGGAAAGCCGACAUCAAGCAGAGCCAGAGGUCUAUAAAACUUCUAAUAGAUCAAAAGAUAUUAUUCGUAUCAGACUCAAACCAGAUGACGAAUAUGACGAAGUUGACGAGGAAAGUGACCGUACGUUAAUAGGCAUAGAGCCUGUUCGAAAACCGGCUACUUUGGAAUUAAACGAUAAUAGCGCGCUAAUAUCUCAACCAGCAAGUGGCUCGGACUUACUGGUCAUCACCCCACAGACGACGCCCAGGCGCCGCGACAGCCGCACGCCUUCUCCUAGCGGUGUGGCCGUAUCACGCAAAUCUUCGUUUUGUUCUUUAUUCAAAUCAAAAGAGACCAUAGCUUCCCCAGAUUCACCAGAUGCACUUAAACGAAAGAAAAGUCUAAACGAAGGCCGUUCUCGCAGUAAGAGCAGAGAUCGCUCCGUCACACCUACGUCAACGGGGAAAUUAAAAGGUUCCGUAUUAUCGCUAUUUAAAACACCGCGAAAGAGCGCGACGUCACCGUCGGCGAGUUCAAGAGAUGCCUCGCCGGUGGUGCAAUCGCAGCGACAAUUUCCUCAAGGGCCAUCUGAUCACCAACGGGGGGAAAAACUUAAAUAUUAUGAGGAAUCUAAGGAAGGUAUUAUUCACAUUCCUUUGCACACACCACCCGACGAGUUGGACAGCGUGAGCGACAAAACGGAACUCAAGACGCACGAGGUUCCUCGCCCUUCCUCAGCCCCGCAAAUCAGGUCGACAUCGGUAACUCCCGUAUCUUCCGCCUCCUCAACUAAACCUGCACAGCGAACGGUAUUACCCGACGGUAGCAUUAUUAUUCCGUUACAUUCUCCCACAGAGAAAACGUCAAAUGCAUCGAUCCCAUCUGAAUUAUCGAAAACAGUUCAUAAUAGUAUAGUAAAAGAGGACCAAAUCUUACGCGAAACAAAAGUUCUAAACGAUAAUUCAUCGAUCAAUAAGAAUCAACAUUUCCCCGACGACACGGCGUCCAUCCCGGUGGACCCGCUCAAGGCGAAACGUAGAGAUCGCCUAACGUUCACGACGCACGUCGGAAGCCGGGAACAAGUAUUCAGCACUCAGUUCAGUAUAACAAAAACACCAAGCAUCACGAGCGAAAUAUCGGGCUCCAUCCCGAGUUUUCCGGAGAGCGAGGACGUCAGGAUUGCACAAACGGAACAGGAGCCGGACGCGCCGGUCAUCGAAAACAACAUAAACUUAGGUCGCGCUUCGGCCGACCGCAGAGUUGACGAGUCGCUCGGCGAAGUGGAGAGUCUCGAAUACCCGACACAGAGCCUCGAAGGAUCGGGACCGGGAACUCCGCAAGAUCCCGGACGCGAUUCAUCGGAAUCGGAGGCCGGAUCGGACGCUGUCACACGCGGCGGAAGCGAUGCGGAGCGGCGUGGUCUCGUCGUUCAGGAGUCAUUUGAGGAGUUGCCGUACGUGCCGACCACUCUGCCGCAAGAGCGCUCUUUGGCCGUGCCCAUCGUGCCGGUGCGCGAACGCGGAGGGGUAAGCGUGGCGGGCGUGCGACGACCGCGUGCCUCGAGGGCGACCAACGCUCCCCCCUCGGCUCCGCUGCCGACCAACGCUCCACCACCGACAUCGCUGGAACCCGCUCCGCCCUCCGCCCCACCCGUCGUCCCGCGCCUUCACAUCCGUCUGCCUCGACGCCCGAGGGCCGCCUCGACCUCGGCAGCACCGCCCCGCCUCGAGAGACCGCGAACUCGCAGCGGGAGUGAGGUGGGAUCGUCACGCAAAGGAGAGUGGAUUGAUUUCUCGGAGGUGCCGGAGAGACGGAAGCAGCCCAAACGCAUCCAGACACUGCCGGCGGAAGGUCGCGAAGCGCUGAGCUACGCGCCGCCUGAACGAUGCCGCUGCGAGUGCCACGCCAACCCUUCGCCGCUACCCGCCGACGCACAACUCUUCACACUCGAGUCGGCCGAGGAAGAGCCGCAGAGAGGAGCCGCGCCCUUCACCGCCGACUUGGACCUCCACAACCGCGGCGAUAGCGCGAGUCUUCCGACGACCGAGAGAUAA